AUGGGGGAUCAAGGCAACACAUCGGACCUGGUCAGACCGACCGACUAUGGCUUCCCACAAGUAUCAGCGAAGCAAGCUCUGACACCUCUCGAUAUGAACAUGCCACGACUGUAUGGCACGCGCUGGAUCCUGUGCUUUCCCCUCGAACCUAACGCGGCCAAGCAGGAAGUUUACAACGAACUAAAAGCCGGCCUUGCAAAAACCAUCUCGGAGAUCCCCUGGACCGCUGGAGUAGUCGGGCCAGAGACAGGUUCAGAGCCAGAUCACAGCAGGAUCGAGGUCGCUGACGGGAACAACGGCGUCUUGUUCAAGUACAAUGACCUUACCGCCUCAACAGCCCAACACCCGUCAUAUGAAGAGCUGAAAACGGCCCAGUUUCCACUUUCAAAGUUCUCAACGGCGCAACUGUCGCCGCUGGGAGUCAUGCCAGACAGAGAACCUGCCCCUGCCAUGGCCGCUCAAGCCAACUUCAUCCAAGGUGGACUGCUGCUGACGAUAUGCGCACAUCAUUCCGUCUGUGACGCAGCCGGCCUCAACACGGUGCUGCAGACGUGGGCUCAGAUGAGCUCCGCCAUUGCCAGCGGCUUAUCCUUCGACAAGGUCGACCCAGCGUUCCAUGACCGCACCCGUCUGAUGACAGGCAUCCCCGGCGCCGCCCUCGCCGACUUCCCCGAAUACGUCCUGGCACCGACGCCACCCGCCGCCUCCACCGACGUGAACACGCACCAAAUGGCCGCCACGCCGUUUCAGAUGCCCGACAUGGCCGCGCGCAUCUUCUUCUUCACGCCCUCGUCCCUCACAGCCCUCAAGACCGCUGCCGCCGCCUACUCGAGCAACGACGCCCUGCACGCGCUCGUCUGGCGUCACGUCACCCUGGCUCGUCUCGCCGCCCGCGGACGGGCAGAUCCAAAUGACAUCGCCGAAGGCGUCACGGCCCUGUUAUUCUCCUCCAACAUCCGCAGCAAGCUCAGCCCACCCCUGCCCCACAACUACACGGGCAACGCCUCGGUCGGCAGCAUCACGCGACACCUGUCGUACACGGAGCUGUGUGGCGGCGGCGGCUCCGACGGCCUUGCCACCGCCGCCGCCGCAUUGAGGAGUGCGGUCAACGGCCUGAACACGCCGGACCGCGUCGCCCUGACGAUCGGACUCAUCGCGUCGCGGCCGAAUCCCACGGACCACAAGUUCGCGUACAAUGGCUUCCUGGGCCCGGAUCUGUCGAGCACCACGUGGGCGGACCUCGACGUCUACGACACGGUGUGGGGAUCUCUGGGGACACCCGACGCCUUUCGGAUUCCCGGGGAGGGCGCGGACGGGGCGAUGAUGGUGUUGCCGAGGGUUCGUGGGGGUGGGCUGGAGGUCGUCGUGGCGCUGGAAUCUCGGGCGAUGGCGUGUUUGCUGGCGGAUGAGGAGUUCUUGAGUUGGGCUGAGGUGCGGCUCUAG
Messenger RNA from Cyphellophora europaea CBS 101466, 1443 nucleotides. RefSeq lists its product as uncharacterized. Lineage: Eukaryota; Fungi; Ascomycota; Eurotiomycetes; Chaetothyriales; Cyphellophoraceae. The record is from RefSeq and is a predicted model, not a curated record. Bases 1 to 1443 code for a protein of 480 amino acids. The transcript has a single exon.